CUCCACAUGAUUGUCAAUGCCACGCCAACCCUUAAAUACCAAGCUUCUCCCCCAAAUCCCACUCCCUCACUACUUACACCAUAGUGACACGUACGAUUAUCAUUGCACCACACACACUCGAGCCAGGGCCGAGCACAGAAGCAAUCGCCGAGGCGAACGCGAGCGAGGGCACUAAGCUAUAGACAGAUGAGGUGUCCGCUGCACUCGCUGGGGAUCCUGCUCCUCCCGCUGCUUCUCGCGCUCCGGCCGCCGGCAGCGGACGCGCUGUCGCCGGACGGGCUGGCGCUGCUGGCCUUCAAGUCGGCGGUGACGGACGACCCGUCCUCCGCGCUCUCCUCCUGGUCCGACGCCGACGCCGACCCCUGCGGCUGGGUGGGCGUCACCUGCGCCAACACCUCCUCGGGCGGCCCGCGCGUCGUCGGGCUGGCCGUCGCGGGGAAGAACCUCUCCGGCCACGUGGCCGCCGAGCUCGGCUCCCUCCCGCUCCUCCGCCGGCUCAAUCUCCACGGGAACCGCCUCACGGGCGCCGUCCCGCCCGCGAUCGCCAACGCCACCUCCCUCCGCUCCCUCUUCCUCUACGACAACCGCCUCGCGGGCCCGCUGCCCGCCGCCGCGCUGUGCGCGCUCCCCAGGCUGCAGAACCUCGACCUGUCCCGGAACGCGCUCGGCGGCGCGCUGCCGGCGGAGCUCGCCCGGUGCGGCCAGCUGGAGCGGCUGCUGCUCGCCGAGAACGCGCUGUCGGGCGCGAUGCCGGCGGGGGUGUGGCGCGGGAUGCCGCGGCUGCAGAUGCUGGACCUGUCGUCCAACAACCUCUCCGGCGCCGUCCCGCCGGAGCUCGGCGGGCUCCCCGCGCUCGCCGGCACGCUGAACCUCUCACGCAACCACCUCUCCGGCGGGGUGCCGCCCGAGCUGGGACGGCUGCCGGCCACCGUCACGCUCGACCUCCGCUUCAACAACCUCUCCGGCGAGAUCCCGCAGUCGGGGUCCCUCGCCAGCCAGGGCCCCACCGCGUUCCUCAACAACCCGGCGCUCUGCGGCUUCCCUCUGCAGGUCCCCUGCCGCGCCGCGGCCCCGUCGUCGUCGUCCCCGCCGCCCCUGCCGUCCUCCGCCGCGUCCAGCGGCGGGGCCGGGGGAGGCCCCCGGCAGCCGGUCAGGACCAGCCUCAUCGUGCUCAUCUCGGUCGCCGACGCGGCGGGCGUCGCGCUCAUCGGCGUCGUCGCGGUCUACGUGUACUGGAAGGUCCGCGACCGGCGCCGGGCCGCCGGCAACGACGCCAAGGACAAGGGAGAUGACGAGGAGGAAGGGCGUGGCCUGUUCCCGUGCCCGUGCCCGUGCAUGCGCGCCGACGCGUGCGCGGACUCCUCCUCUGAGUCCUCCUCCGACGACGGCGGCGGCAAGUGCAACGGCGGUGGAGGGGGAGCAGGGGAGGCCGGCGGGGAGCUGGUGGCGAUCGACAAGGGGUUCAAGAUGGAGCUAGACGAGCUGCUCCGCUCCUCGGCGUACGUGCUGGGGAAGGGCGGGAAGGGGAUCGUGUAUAAGGUGGUGGUGGGCAACGGGACGACGCCCGUGGCCGUGCGCCGGCUGGGCGGCGGCGCCGCGGCGCCCGAGCGGUACCGGGAGUUCGCGGCGGAGGCCGCCGCCGUCGGGCGGGUGCGCCACCCCAACGUCGUGCGCCUGCGCGCCUACUACUGGUCUGCCGACGAGAAGCUCGUCGUCACCGACUUCGUCAACAACGGCAACCUCGCCACGGCGCUGCGCGGCCGGUCCGGGCAGCCGAGCCUGUCGUGGUCGCUGCGGCUGCGGAUCGCCAAGGGCGCGGCGCGCGGGCUGGCGCACCUCCACGAGUGCAGCCCGCGCCGGUUCGUCCACGGCGAGGUCAAGCCCUCCAACAUCCUCCUCGACGCCGACUACAACGCGCUCCUCGCCGACUUCGGCCUGGCGCGCCUCCUCACCAUCGCCGGCUGCACCGACGUCUACUCCAUCGCGGGCUCCGGCGGCAUCAUGGGCGGCGCGCUACCCUAUGCCAGGCCCGCCGCCCUGGCGGACAGGUCCGGCGCGUACCGCGCCCCCGAGGCCCGCGCGCCGGCGGGGGCCGGCGCGCGGCCGCCGAGCCAGAAGGCCGACGUGUACUCGUUCGGCGUCGUGCUGCUCGAGCUGCUCACCGGGAAGGCGCCCGAGCAUGGCUCGCCGUCCUCGUCGGCGUCCUUCCUGCCGGAGCAGCAGCAGGAGGCGCCGGAGCUCGUGAGGUGGGUGCGGCGGGGGUUCGAGGACGCGCGGCCGCUGUCGGAGCUGGCCGACGACGCCGUGCUGCGGGACGCCGGCGCACGGAAGGAGGUGAUCGCGGCGUUCCACGUCGCGCUCGGGUGCGUCGAGGUGGACCCGGAGCGCCGGCCGCGGAUGAAGGCCGUGUCCGACAGCCUCGACAAGAUCGGGGCGUGACCUGUCCACUGCUGGGUCUAAAUGGUUCUAGAGUAAUUCUGUAUUUUCCCCCGUAAUUAUACCUAUCAUUAUUGCUCUUCCCUUUGUUUAUUUUUUUCGUUUUCUCCCACUGGAUGCAAUGAUUGUAGAGAUAUACUGCACGGGAGCGGAUUUGCCUUGAUGUCCUCAGUCUUGUGCAGUUGCAUUUCUUAGUUGGCUACAUGAGUUGUGAGCUUGUUGGUCA
Panicum hallii is the source of this 2662-nucleotide messenger RNA. Its product is annotated as receptor protein kinase-like protein ZAR1. Gene Ontology annotation, molecular function: protein binding; ATP binding; protein kinase activity. The record is from RefSeq and is a predicted model, not a curated record. Bases 187 to 2439 code for a protein of 750 amino acids. The transcript has 2 exons. NCBI's taxonomy places the organism in Eukaryota, Viridiplantae, Streptophyta, Magnoliopsida, Poales, Poaceae. Gene Ontology annotation, biological process: protein phosphorylation.